Messenger RNA from Pecten maximus, 1316 nucleotides. RefSeq names its product splicing factor U2AF 35 kDa subunit-like. Gene Ontology annotation, molecular function: metal ion binding; pre-mRNA 3'-splice site binding. The record is from RefSeq and is a predicted model, not a curated record. The transcript has 8 exons. Gene Ontology annotation, cellular component: spliceosomal complex; U2AF complex. Lineage: Eukaryota; Metazoa; Mollusca; Bivalvia; Pectinida; Pectinidae. The coding region runs from base 61 to 786 and encodes 241 amino acids. Gene Ontology annotation, biological process: mRNA splicing, via spliceosome.
UAAUAGAGUCGAUACAUGUAAGCUUUGCGCUGACCCCGAUAAUCGUAGCACGCACGAAAGAUGGCCGAGUAUCUGGCGUCGAUUUUCGGCACAGAAAAAGAUAAAGUAAACUGUUCCUUUUACUUCAAGAUUGGAGCAUGUCGACAUGGAGAAAGAUGCUCGCGUCUCCAUAACAAACCCACAUUUAGUCAGACUGUACUGAUCCAGAACCUAUACCUGAAUCCACAGAAUGCUGCCUUGACAGCUGACGGCUCUCACAUCGCUAUGGACGAUGUGGAAGCACAACAGGACUUUGAUGAUUUUUUUGAGGAAGUAUUUUGUGAGUUAGAAGACAAGUAUGGUGAAAUUGAAGAAAUGAAUGUCUGUGACAACCUUGGAGAUCACUUGGUGGGGAAUGUCUAUGUAAAGUACCGUUAUGAAGAGGAUGCUGAGAAGAGCAUGAACGACUUAAACAACCGUUGGUUCAAUGGUAGACCUGUCCAUUCAGAAUUAUCCCCUGUCACUGACUUCCGUGAAGCCUGUUGCCGUCAAUAUGAAAUGGGAGAGUGUACCAGAGGGGGAUUCUGUAACUUCAUGCACUUGAAGCCAAUUUCAAGAGAACUUCGACGUGAAUUGUACGGCCGCAGUAGGAAGAAGAGAAGAUCAAGGUCCAGGUCUCCACCCACUCGAGGUCGUAGCAGGAGUCGGGAGAGGAAGAGGUCACGAAGUCGCGAGCGAAGGUCCUCAUCUCGUGGCCGUGAUCGCCGCAGCAGAAAGGAACGAGAUGGUCGUCAGGGACGAUACUAAACAUAGCAUCAAAAGUGACAAGAUGUCAAAAAAACUUUUUUACAUACUAAUGUUUUUAACUACAUGUAAUUGUCUUUUGAAUGAGAUUUGGUUCUGUGAAUUCAUACCCUCAGUUAUCAUAAAGGACCAUGUUCAGGAGUACACAAAAUUGGAGUUACACCCAAGCUUAUCAGAUUGGUGAUAGGUACAUGGGCUGAUAUUAAAGAGCGAUGGCCUUUCUGUCCACAGUUGUACUGAUCACCACAAAUCUCGAAAGUAACAUCAAAUCCUACAGAUUUUGCAUUUGUAAAUCAUACAUUAUUGUUGACAGCCCUGAUGUUUGAUGGAGUAAUAAGUUUAUAAGUCAUGUUCAAACACAAAUCUGAUCAAUUUAUUUUUGAGUUUACAAAACUACUCAUCGCUCAAAGUUAAAAAUGUGUUAAUAGAUCAGUUUGUUUCUUAUUUUCCACCCUUCAUAUUUCAAUAUCAUUCUCACCUGUUGUAAUGUUUUAUUUUAUCAUGGAUGGAAAUAAAAUUUAUUCAGCUACAAA